UAGCACAAGGGUUACUCAGUCAGAUGAGGAGCUUGAUGAUUUCAACUUUCUGUCCAUUACAGCUUACAUUUAAAAGAAGAAAACAUAUGAAACAGGCUUCACUGAUUUCCAAGCUGGCAGGAUGUCAGUGCUGCCCACAGAGAAGACAAAUGGAUCAGGAGGAGACCCCCUGUGGCAGGUAACUGCUCUGAGAGAUUUUAUGAAAUACCACACUGUACAGAUAAUAUCAUGAAAUUCAGUUCCAUCAGAGGUGUUUACAUUUCAUAGAUAAACUGCUCACUGCUGAUUUUUUAACUGUAAACUGUGAUAUUGAAUGUAAACUGUGAUAAAAUAAAAAGUUCUGAUGAAAAUUACAGCCCUCUCUUUCAAAGAAAGACAACUUGAGAAAUUAGUGAUUACCAAAUACUUUUUUUGCUCCUCUGUGUAUUUAUCAGUCUCUUCCAGACCUGAUCUCCUGGUUCAUCUUCAUCUACAGGUCAUCAUAAUUGUCUUCCUCACAGGAUCUCUCUCUGUCAUCACUGUUGUUGGAAACAUCCUUGUACUAAUAUCAUUCAAAAUAAACAAGACCCUGAAGACAGUGAACAACUACUAUCUGCUCAGCCUGGCAUUUGCUGACCUGAUUAUCGGUACCUUGUCAAUGAACCUGUACACAACCUACAUCAUCAUGGGUCAUUGGGCACUUGGGCCAGUCUUGUGUGACUUGUGGCUCGCCAUAGAUUACGUGGCUAGUAAUGCCUCAGUCAUGAACCUUCUCAUCAUUAGUUUUGACAGAUAUUUCUCUGUAACAAGACCCUUGACCUACAGGGCGAAACGCACCACCAAGCGCACCAUGGCCAUGAUUGGAUUAGCCUGGUCCAUCUCGUUUGUUCUUUGGGCUCCUGCCAUAUUGUUUUGGCAGUAUGUUGUUGGUGAGCGGACUGUACCGCCAGAGGAGUGUUACAUCCAGUUCUUGACUGAGCCCGUUACUACCUUCUGCACUGCCAUUGCUGCCUUCUACUUGCCAGUGACUGUCAUGGCUUUUCUGUUUUGGAAGAUUUACCAGGAGACAGAGAAAAGAGCCAAAGACAUACAAAGCCUUAAAGGGUCUUGUGCAAGCACCAACCUGAACCAGACUGUAAGUGAAAUGAGUGAAGGAGUUGGUGAAGGGAGUAUAAAAUCCAACCAGAGGAAUACUUCUGUCAAAUUGCACCUUGUAAGAACUUCUUCAUCCAGAAAGUUGUGUCAUCAGGAUGGCCCUGCUAGGGACCCAAGAGGUUCCGAUUUUGACAGUGCAUCACAAUCGCCAACAGGUAGGAAGACAAAAUUAAUCUGUCUCUCUGUCUGUCUAGAGUUUGAGAAGUCUGUAGAGGAGGAGGAAAACAAGGAUCUAGAGCAAACAUCAACCAUCAAAAGACAACAUGGUUCACCCCUUUUUAAGGCCUCUUCAUCCAACCUGCCAGGUCUAACCAUGACCAUAAAAGAUGCUGCCCUGGCCAAACGGUUUGCCUUGAGGGCAAAACCUGAGAUAAACAAACACAAGAAUGAAAAAAAGGCAAAUGAGAAGAAAGCAGCUCGGACCCUCAGUGCCAUUUUGCUGGCAUUCAUGAUGACGUGGUUGCCCUAUAAUAUCAUGGUUUUGAUCAAUACUUUCUGUCAGAACUGCAUCCCUGAAGCUUUGUGGGCUCUUGGUUACUGGCUGUGCUAUGUCAACAGCACAGUGAACCCUAUGUGCUACGCUCUGUGUAACAAAACCUUCCGGACAACUUUCAGGGCCAUUUUAAUGUGCCAGUGGAAUGGAAGAAAGAAGCCUCACCCACAUCAGAGACAAGCUUUUCAAACUAAGAACGUGCGUAAAGCGAGACACCAAAUGCCUCCAUCAUAAGCAUUUUCAUUUACACAUUAUAUGAAUAUUUGUAUACAGAUUGGCAUUCACAUGCUUUUUCUCAAAAAAGACUGCGCCAUGACAGUUCAACCUAAACUCCACAACUUGUUCGUACUCAUUUGGGACAAUUCUAGACCUCAUAUGAAAACUGAGAUCUCAUUCUAGUAAGAGUGAGGUUGAUGCAAAGCUGUCCUAAUUGGUAACACCAGUGAUUUUUAGAAGAAAACACAUUUUUGGCAGUCUUUGCAUUUUUUAAAUUUAACAACUGAUCACUGAUUAUAAAAUCUCUUCGUGAGCACAACAGUUUACCGAUAUACAAUCAUGUUUUUGAGUUGACCUGUAUUUUUUUAAUCUGAACAAUCAUGUAAACAGGUAAACAAAUAAACAAUAUA
Oryzias latipes (Japanese medaka) is the source of this 2253-nucleotide messenger RNA. Lineage: Eukaryota; Metazoa; Chordata; Actinopteri; Beloniformes; Adrianichthyidae. The record is from RefSeq and is a predicted model, not a curated record.